Messenger RNA from Sorex fumeus (smoky shrew), 948 nucleotides. RefSeq names its product testis-specific H1 histone. The transcript has a single exon. Lineage: Eukaryota; Metazoa; Chordata; Mammalia; Eulipotyphla; Soricidae. The record is from RefSeq and is a predicted model, not a curated record. Bases 1 to 948 code for a protein of 315 amino acids.
AUGGGCGAGGCGGCGGGCGGCAGCGGCGGCGGCGGGUCGCAGGGCCCCGAGAGCGCCGGGAGCGCCGGGAGCGCCGAGAGCCCCGGGAGCGCCGAGAGCCCCGAGAGCCCCGAGAGCCCCGGCCCCGCGCGGGAGAGGCGGCGCCCCGGCCCCCCGCGCCCGGUGCUGCGCGUGUCGCAGCUGCUGCUGCGGGCGCUGGCGGCGCACCGGGGCCUGACGCUGGCGGCGCUGCGGCGCGCGCUGGGCCGGGCCGGCUACCGAGUGCGCAGGCGCAGCGGCAGCCCCGGCGGCGACGCGCGGCCCGACCCGCAGGGGGCGCUGCUGCGCGUGACCGGCGGCGGCGGCGGCGGCGCGGCCGGCUGCUUUCGCGUCUGGAAGGUGCCGCGGCCGCGCAGGCGGCAGCGCGGGGCGGCCGCGAAGGCGCGCGAGGCGCGGGGGUCGCCGCGGACCCGCAGCCGGGCCGCCCGGCCGCCGCCCACGCCGCCGAGGACGCCCCCCAGGGAGCCCGGCGGGGCGCGGAGCCGCCGCGCGCGGACGCGGCCGCCCCCGAGGACCCGCGGGGCGGCGCGCGCAGAGGAGCCCCGGGCGCGGGUCCGAGCGCCCCGGAGACCCGCGGAGGAGCCCCGGGCGCGGGCCCGAGAGCCCCGGAGACCCGCGGAGGGGCCGCGCGCGCGGGCCCGAGCGCCCCGGAGACCCGCGGAGGAGCAGCGGGCGCGGGUCCGAGAGCCCCGGAGGUCGGGAGGCGCCCGCCGAGAGGAGCCGCAGCAGCCCACCCGGGACCCCCCGAGGCCCGGCGGAGACCCCCGCGAGGAGCAGCAGCCGCAGCCGCAGCAGCCGCAGCCGCAACAGCCGCCGCAGGCCGGGACGCGCGGCCUCCGACCCACCCGCUCCAGGACGUCCGCGCGGUCCGGGUCCGAGCGCGCCGCGAAGCCGGGCAGGAGCCCCUAG